GCUAGCAGCCGUCACAUAAACACACACGUGCGUAGACUGACCAGUUCUAUCAGCUUAAAGUAUAACUAAACCGAAAUUUUGUUUUUUUAUUACUACUUAAUCUAAAUUAUAACUCGGCGAAAUGACGGAUUUAUUUAAUUCCUCGAGUAAUUUUGAUGCGCCUGCCAAGGAUUUGACGAACGAGGAGCUCAAGGAGUUUAUUAUGGUCGAACAGCAAAAAGCUCAGCUUAACGCUCGGGUACGUGAAUUCAGUGAUUUGUGCUGGGAUAGGUGUAUUGACAAGCCAAGCAAUAAGCUGGACGGCAGGACAGAGACGUGCUUAAAUAACUGUGUCAAUAGGUUUAUUGAUGUCUCGCUCCUUAUAACCAGUAGGUUUGCACAGAUGAUGCAAAAAAAUGCGUAAGGUGAUUAAAUAGCGAUGUCUCUUUCUCCAGCUGCAUUUACCUGAAGGUUACGCAUAAGGAAAAGCGGACUAGUCGAAAUUGCGAUCAGUAUGUAUAUAAUUCAGGGAGAUUGAUUACCUUUGCCAUUAAUCUAGUUCUUUGUAUUAGUGAAGAAAAUUGUUACCUUCAACACGCAUUACGUCAUUUUUGUGAAUGUUACAAUUACUUAUGGAUGAUGUUCAUACACAAACUAAACUUGACGUGUUAGUGUGAAGCAUCCUUAGGAAAGGAGUGUUGCAAAUAAUUAAUAAAUUUACCAGUCAUCUUAUUGAAACUGCAAGGUAUAAGAAAACAACUUAAUUUCUAAUUGAACGAUUCAUUAAAAAAUUUGUCAAUAAGAACGAGAGGUUUGUUGAUUAACUCCAACUCGACGAUUUUAUUUCUUCACAGACCACAUAAAAACAACCCGAUUUAACACUCUUAGAUUGACAAGGAAAAAAUUUUUUUUUAAUUUUAAUAAAAAUAAUUUUAUAACAAGAUUAAUGCAUAUCUCUGUUACUUUGAAAUAAAUCAUUUAUCAUAGAAUUACCAGUUGACAAAAAAUGAUUUCAACAAUGUCAUUCAAGAUAUCA
Molecule: messenger RNA, 1015 nt
Organism: Copidosoma floridanum
Lineage: Eukaryota; Metazoa; Arthropoda; Insecta; Hymenoptera; Encyrtidae
Gene: Tim8
Product: translocase of inner membrane 8
Source: RefSeq, a predicted model, not a curated record